Naegleria fowleri is the source of this 303-nucleotide messenger RNA. RefSeq lists its product as uncharacterized. The coding region runs from base 1 to 303 and encodes 100 amino acids. The transcript is spliced from 4 exons. Lineage: Eukaryota; Heterolobosea; Eutetramitea; Acrasida; Naegleriidae. The record is from RefSeq and is a predicted model, not a curated record.
AUGUCUGCACUUCUUUCACUCGUUGGUGGUGAUGGCAUCGGAACAAUAUUGAAAAGUGUACCUAAACUCAAUGGUAACCUUCCUUUAAUUGUCCUAAUUUUGAACAUUUUCUUGCCUGGAAUCGGAACUCUUGUUGCUGCGUUUUUCUGUGAGGAAGAUGAUGUAUUUACAGUGAAUGCUGUCUCAGCCUUGUUACAAUUUUUAACUGCCAUUUGUAUUAUUGGUUGGGUGUGGUCGAUUGCUUGGGGAUACUUAAUUUACCAACGAAGUUCUGGAGCUGGUCGAUUCCUUCCAAGCUUGUAA